This is a messenger RNA of Symbiodinium natans, 2049 nucleotides long. NCBI's taxonomy places the organism in Eukaryota, Dinophyceae, Suessiales, Symbiodiniaceae. The record is from the annotation of a GenBank genome assembly.
AUGUACGAUGGGUGCGCUGGAGAUGGAGAUGGACUUGGGAAGAAUGCGAGCGGGGACGACAAAGCGUUUGACUUGUCAGGCAUUGGGGAUAGUCAGGAACGAGGAGGACCAUGGGAUCUGAGCCUUUCAGAUGGAACGACUCCUAGGGCGGAUGAUGGGAUAUCAGGGCCUUCGAGUGUUUUUGGCGGGGUUGUCGAGGAAGAUAUGUUAGCCGGAGACGGCUGCCUGGAGGAAUCGCAUCAUGGACGGAGCGACUUGGGAUAUGCUCGGAGAUCGGAUGAUGUUGGGAUAGCAAACAAUGGAGUUGAUAGAUGGGAUCCUUUUGGUCCUGAUGGAGACGGCGGAGAUCGGGAUACUCUUGGGAUAGGUGCGCGAGUUCAUGGGGAUAGUUGCGCCGAUCGAUGGGUGAAGGAUCCUCAAGGUCUCGGGACGACCUGGGUCUCGGGACGACAUGGCCCAAAAAUCACUGGAGAGCUCAGAGAGGUCUCGGGACGACUUGACGGGCCGAAGAAGAAGGAGCAGACCAUCGCUAAUGUGGACGAGUGGGGCAAUGAUCGAAGUGGUGGCGAUGGGAUAGGGCUGGGGAGUAUGGGUGGCGCAAAGGGGAUAGAGCUCGGAGCGAGGAACGCAGGAUUGAGCAUUGGGUGGAAUAGCAUCGACCACAGCAGUGACGUGAUGUUGGCAUUUCUUGAGGGUCGAAGAGUGGAACAACGCCAGGGGACAGGGAAUAGGACGAAACAUUCGGCCGGUCCAGAAGGUGGUGCAGUCGACGUUGGGAUAGUGUUGGAUAGACUGAAUGGGAACGCGCCGCUAAAUGGGAGAAUAGGAGACAUCAGCCAAGGAUCUUCGGACAUAGCAAGGUCACCAAAGAUUGAUGCUGGGACGAGGGCCAAGAAGAUGGAAUAUACGAUAAGUACCCCUCCCCCGCAACCCCCGAACGGGAUAUCACAUGAUGCCGCCGCAAGGGGAAAUGGAAUAUCGGAAUAUGAAGGGUGUGAGGGCAGAGUUGAUGCGAUAGAAGGAGUGACUAUAGACAUCAGGAACGCGACCACGGAGAUGAAUGGCGAGAUACGGGAUGGGCUCAGGAGGAUCCACGAUAGACUGGAUGAGGUUGAAGAGAAGUCCAUAACCCAACGUGCCGAGAUGAUUGAUGUCGAACGCAAUGUGCAACGGCAAUUGAAUGAUAGCAUUCGGGAUCUACGGAGCUGGAUUAGAGAGGAGUUGACAAAGGCUGUGGAACCAUUGGGCCGCGAGCGCGGAGAGGCGAGCGAAAGCGCCAAUCAUGUUGAGCGGGACGAGUUUAAAGAGAUAGCGAAAAGCGUUGACAGGAUGAGUUCUCGUGUGAGGUUUGUCGCCGUCGAACUCAAGCAAAUGAAAGGGACGAUGGAUGUAUCGAUGUCGAAGAACAUCGCGGAGCCUCUGCAACAGAUUCGUGAGAGUAUCAAUGGGAUGACGAGUGAUAUAGGCACCGUGAAGGGGAGAGUUGAUGCCACGGAAAAGCUGAUUGAGAAGAUGGGCAAGGAAUAUGCGGAAAUCAUGGACGAGAACAAGCAGCUGAGGGAUAGAUUACGCGUGGUAGAAUACAGUAGUCGGGACCGCGGGAAUAUCGCGAGGAGCACGGAUAGAACUGACAACAGUUGCGCUGACGAUGGGGCGCGGAGCGCAUGUGUCAGGAUCGCUGGGAGGAUUGAUGGAAUAGAGGCAAAUGUCGCGGAGAUGGCCAAGAUGCUUCGGCGUGUGCGGGAUCAGCAGGCGAAGGACGCAAAAACAUUCGUUGCAUCCGUGAGGAUCAAAGAGUUGGAAGUCAUGGUUCAGGAGAUGCGUGAAUCGAUAGCGAAGAUGCAAAACGAGAAUGCGGCGGACAAGGGCGAAUGGAGGGAGUAUAAAACCCAAACGCAGAGAAGAAUCGAACAGCUCGAGAACGAGAACGCGCGGCUCAGGACCAUGCAGGAGACGCAGGAGGGUCUCAUCACGGAGCUCACUGAACGGAUAGAUGCGGCAACAAAACGGAACAACAUCGAGGCGGAGAUGAGCGCAAUGCGGUUUUGA